Messenger RNA from Arabis nemorensis, 1833 nucleotides. The record is from the annotation of a GenBank genome assembly. NCBI's taxonomy places the organism in Eukaryota, Viridiplantae, Streptophyta, Magnoliopsida, Brassicales, Brassicaceae.
AUGCCAGCAAUGCCAGGCCUCGUAUCAGUCAAAACUCCGGCCGAUGCGCCGCCGCUACGUGUAGCCGUGCCAGACACGCAACCUCAACGAUCCGAGCUCACGAAUCCACCCCGAACCCCGAUGAAGAAGACUCCGUCCUCUACACCAUCUCGAUCCAAACCUUCACCAGGUAGAUCCGGCAAAAAAGAUUCACCGGGCGUAUCUUCCGCCGCCGUAAUCGACGUCGACGAUCCGUCUCUCGAUAAUCCAGAUCUCGGCCCUUUCCUUCUCAAGCUAGCUCGUGACGCCAUAGCUUCAGGUGAAGGUCCUAACAAAGCAUUAGAUUACGCGAUCCGUGCUACUAAGUCGUUUGAGCGAUGUUGCGCCGCCGUUGCUCCGCCUAUUCCAGGCGGAAGCGAUGGUGGACCUGUUCUCGAUCUGGCUAUGAGUCUUCACGUUCUCGCUGCGAUUUACUGCAGUCUCGGCCGAUUCGAUGAAGCAGUCCCGCCGCUCGAGCGAGCCAUCCAGGUUCCUGACCCGACUCGUGGACCUGACCACUCUCUCGCUGCGUUUUCCGGCCAUAUGCAACUCGGUGACACGUUGUCGAUGCUUGGUCAGAUCGAUAGAUCCAUUGCUUGCUAUGAGGAAGGUCUUAAGAUCCAGAUCCAGACUCUGGGCGAUACGGAUCCACGAGUCGGAGAAACUUGCAGGUACUUAGCGGAAGCUUAUGUUCAGGCAAUGCAGUUUAAUAAAGCGGAAGAGUUAUGCAAUAAAACUCUAGAAAUCCACCGUGCGCAUAGUGAACCCGCCUCACUAGAGGAGGCAGCUGAUAGGAGGCUGAUGGCAAUCAUCUGCGAGGCUAAAGGAGAUUAUGAAAACGCCCUCGAGCACCUUGUCCUUGCCAGUAUGGCCAUGAUUGCUAGCGGACAAGAAUCCGAGGUUGCAUCAAUUGAUGUCAGCAUUGGGAAUAUCUACAUGUCACUGUGCCGGUUUGAUGAAGCUGUGUUCUCUUACCAGAAGGCUCUCACUGUGUUCAAGUCUUCUAAAGGCGAGACUCAUCCUACGGUCGCAUCAGUGUUUGUCAGAUUGGCUGAGCUUUACCACAGGACAGGGAAACUCCGCGAGUCCAAGUCCUACUGUGAGAACGCGUUGAGGAUAUACAACAAGCCGGUGCCUGGGACAACUGUGGAAGAGAUUGCUGGUGGAUUGACUGAGAUUUCUGCCAUUUACGAGUCUGUGGAUGAACCUGAGGAAGCACUGAAGCUACUUCAGAAGUCAAUGAAAUUGCUUGAUGAUAAACCAGGACAGCAGAGCGCCAUUGCAGGGUUAGAGGCCCGAAUGGGAGUUAUGUAUUACACCUUGGGGAGGUACGAGGACGCAAGAAACGCAUUUGAGAGCGCUGUAACAAAACUGCGGGCAGCGGGUGAGAAAUCUGCCUUCUUUGGAGUUGUAUUAAACCAGAUGGGACUAGCUUGCGUUCAGCUUUUCAAGAUUGAUGAGGCGGGUGAGCUGUUUGAAGAAGCAAGAGUGAUUCUUGAACAAGAACGUGGACCUUGCGAUCAGGACACACUCGGGGUUUACAGCAAUCUGGCUGCUACCUAUGACGCCAUGGGAAGGAUAGAGGAUGCGAUUGAGAUUCUAGAGCAGGUUCUAAAGCUGAGAGAGGAGAAGCUAGGGAUUGCGAAUCCGGAUUUUGAGGACGAGAAGAAGCGUUUGGCCGAGCUCUUGAAGGAAGCUGGUCGGUCGCGGAACCACAAAGCCAAGUCGCUCCAGAAUCUGAUCGAUCCAAACGCAAGACCUGCCAAGAAAGAGUCUUCUGCUAAGAAAUGGCCAAGCCUCGGUUUCAAGUUCUGA